AACUCGCUCCUGCUAGUGCUGAAUUCCCAAUGGGGGAAAAUUUAGAGAGCCAAAGUGGAGGUGCAGGCUCGUCUUCAGAUAAAAUCAGCGGCGCCAUCAUGUGUCUUACCGUACUCUCCUAUUUGGUUUCUGUUCUAGUAGUUGCCACAGGAAUUUGGCUGCUGUGCAUGAAGGAUUAUGAAUGUGAAGACCUACUGAGGCUACCAAGAAUUAGAAUCUUAAUCGGAAUUGCAAUGCUUGCAGUUUUUGUUGCAAGCAAUGCUGUUGUUCAUUCCAAAAAUCGGAUGAUCAUUCCUGCCUAUCUUGGAAUCAUGGCCUUGAUGAUUUUGAUGUUCAUUCUGGGCUUGGUAUUAGCCGGAAAGUAUCCGAUGGAAAGCAGAGGAGUCCCUGGAACACCCCUGUGGCUUAAGACAAGAGUGAGCGACAAUAGGAACUGGGCCAACAUCAGGUUGUGCAUCAACGACGCCGGACUCUGUUCAGAUCUGGCAAUAACAACAGCCACAUUGAACUCUUACCAAUUUAGCAUCAAAAAGUUGUCACCUAUUGAGUCUGGCUGCUGCAGGCCGCCCACAUCUUGUGGAAUGCAGUACAUCAAUGCAACAUACUGGCUAGCACCCAACCAAACAGCCGAUGACAUUGGCAGUGACGUUGGCAGUGGCAGUAGCAGUACUGGAGUUGGCAUCAACAAAUGGUUCCCAGAGGGCGACUGCCAUGAAUGGAGCAACAAGUGCACGCAGCUGUGCUACGAUUGCUUGUCUUGCAAGGCCGGCUACUUGGGGACGUUGCAGAGACGAUGGUGGCACCUGGGAAACAUACUCAUCUCCACUGCUGCCCUCCUCUCCCUCAUCCAUUCCAUUCGCUUUGUUCUCGUCAUGAUGCAGUUACGUGGUACGUAGAGAAACUCUG
Nymphaea colorata (pocket water lily) is the source of this 906-nucleotide messenger RNA. Its product is annotated as tetraspanin-15-like. The transcript is spliced from 2 exons. Gene Ontology annotation, cellular component: plasmodesma; plasma membrane. Lineage: Eukaryota; Viridiplantae; Streptophyta; Magnoliopsida; Nymphaeales; Nymphaeaceae. The coding region runs from base 30 to 896 and encodes 288 amino acids. The record is from RefSeq and is a predicted model, not a curated record. Gene Ontology annotation, biological process: auxin-activated signaling pathway.